AUGAGACUGGCCAUCACGGGUUGCACGGGUCGCGUCGGACAGCGCGUCGUAAUCGCGGCGUUGAAACGAGGUCAUUCGGUCGUCGGCAUCGACAAUGUGCCCAGAGAUCUAGAGUUCAAGAACGAUCCGAAAUUCACCUUCAUCCAGACUGAUUUGCGAAAUUACGCAGGAGCGUACAACGCGUUGCAAGGGUGUGACGCGGUUGUGCAGCUCGCUGGAUGUCCUAACCCUGGAGAUUACGUCGCUGAGACGCACAAUACCAACGUUGUCAUCACUUGGAAUGUCUUACGAUCAGCUGCUGAGCACGGAAUAAACAGGAUCGCCCAAGCGUCAUCGGUGAACGUGAUUCCACUGGUAUACAGCGCGCAGCCCAGGCUUCGAUACUUUCCGAUAGAUGAAGAUCAUCCUUGUGAUCCGGACGAACCGUAUGGCCUUUCCAAAGUGAUUGCCGAAAUGCAGGCCGAUACCAUUGUUCGACGCCAUCCUUCCAUGCGGAUCGCCAGCCUCCGAUUGCAUUGGUCAUGCCCCAGCCGAGAUGCAGCGAAGCGCGGCGACCCGGGAAGGAGGAAAAAUGACCUGUGGGGAUACGUGCAAGAGGACUCGGCAGCAGAAGCGUUCCUGCUCGCGGUAUCUGGAGACAACGGCAAGUGGUCGGGACAUGAGACGUUCUUCAUCUCCGCUCCGGAUAUAGCGCACGACGAGGACACGGUAGUGCUGAAAGAGAGGUUCUGGGCGGAUGUACCCAUUCAGGAAGGGAAGGAUCUCAACGGGAGGAAAAGUUUCUUUGAUUGUACAAAGGCGAAACGACUGCUCGGAUGGAGACAUCAGAGUCCAGAGGAAUAA
Laetiporus sulphureus 93-53 is the source of this 843-nucleotide messenger RNA. RefSeq names its product NAD(P)-binding protein. Bases 1 to 843 code for a protein of 280 amino acids. The record is from RefSeq and is a predicted model, not a curated record. Lineage: Eukaryota; Fungi; Basidiomycota; Agaricomycetes; Polyporales; Laetiporaceae. The transcript is spliced from 4 exons.